Molecule: messenger RNA, 751 nt
Organism: Oenanthe melanoleuca
Lineage: Eukaryota; Metazoa; Chordata; Aves; Passeriformes; Muscicapidae
Gene: ZNF706
Product: zinc finger protein 706
Exons: 4
Coding region: 204-434 (76 amino acids)
Source: RefSeq, a predicted model, not a curated record
UAUGUAACGGCCGCGCGCCGCCAUUGGCCGGUGCCGCCCGGGGCGCGCGGCGCGGGGGCGGGUCCGGCGCACGCGCAGUGCCGGCCCCGCUCCCUCCUCCUCCUCCUCCUCCUCGUUCUCCCGAGCGGCGGCGGCGGGGCCGCGCGGAGCCUCCACAGCGCUCGGCAGGGCCGCCCAGCCCGCAUCCCGCAUCCCGCACGGAUAUGGCUCGUGGACAGCAGAAGAUUCAGUCGCAGCAGAAAAAUGCCAAAAAGCAAGCUGAGCAAAAAAAGAAACAAGGACAUGAUCAGAAGGCUGCAGCCAAGGCUGCCUUGAUAUAUACCUGCACUGUCUGUAGGACUCAAAUGCCGGAUCCCAAGACCUUCAAACAGCACUUUGAAAGCAAGCAUCCUAAGACUCCACUUCCUCCAGAAUUGGCUGAUGUUCAGGCAUAAAGUUGUCUACAGGUGAAGUCAUGACACCUAUUGACUCUUCUACUGUCAGACCUUACAUAACAAACCUGCAGCUGCUUUUCUAAAACUGUUGAUCAGCAAAAAUGAAGGGGCUACAGAAACAUUCAUAUUUUUAUGCUGUUCCCUCUUGGGCUUCAUGCAAAGACAAUUCUGUGUAAAUGUACAGUUGUGCCCUAUUUGGAAAUCCUAAAAAAUCAGUCCAUACUUGUUAUAAAAAAUUUUUUACAAUUGUAAUUAUAUUGAUGUUCAUAUUGUGUAAAAUAACUCACUUAAUAAAGUAGUACUUUGAUUUUACAAUA